AUGAUGACGCGGGCUGCGGCGCUGCUGCUCGGACUCGUGGUCUCGUACCGGGCAGAGUACCCCCCCACCGUGAAUAUCAGUCUGGAUGAAGACCCAGAGGUGCGCUGGGAUCCUCUGGUCAAAGUCUUUGACGUAGACUACCUGAGGAAAGCCGCCGCUGAGGUCAUUGACACUACAGUUCCUAAAUGGCUUCAUCAGGCAGUUAAACCUUUGGUGUUGGACCUUGAAAAGUACAUUCCUCAACCUUAUGCGGGGGAAAUCCGUGGCUUGGCCUCACACCUUGGAAGCACUUCAGACGUCAUAAUUCUCAACUUUGCCUAUGAAGUAUCUGCAUUUUGCACUAGCAUCGUAGCUCAGGACAAAAACGGCCACGUGUACCACGGCAGGAACCUUGAUUAUCCACAUCCUGUUCUAAGGAAUCUGACUGUCAACGUAAUUUUCCUCAAAAAUGGAAAGGAGGCAUACCGAGGAACUUCCUUUGCUGGCUACAUUGGCCUGUGGACAGGACAGAGUCCUAACAAGUUUACCGUCUCUGGCGACCAGAGAGGCAGUGAACACUGGUGGAACUGGUGGAAGAAUGUGGUGUCUGCUUUCAUCUAUCGGAGAUCCCCAGUCAGUUGGCUGGUGAGGGAGACACUGGAGAAAGCUGAGGACUUUCAGGAUGCCGUGAUGCGUCUCGCCAAGAUUCCCAUCAUCACUGGGGUGUACUACAUUGUGGGUGGGGCGCGAGCAGGGGAAGGGGCCGUCAUCACCAGAGACCGAAAGGGCCCCGCUGAUAUCUGGCCGCUGGAUCCUCUGAAUGGAGGAUGGUACAGAGUGGAGACAAACUUUGAUCACUGGCUUCCGCCUCCAGAUCCCCGACGAGACGCAGCCAACAAAGCACUCAAUGCUACUGGCCAAGAUCACAUCAACAUGGAGACCCUUUAUCAGGUUCUGUCGCUGUAUCCAGUGUGUAAUGGAGGUACUGUUUACACAACAAUAAUGAGUGCAGCAGCUCCCGAGAAGUACAAGACACUUGUCAGGCCACAGGGCUGCCGAUCAAACUGACGGGCCUUGAGCGGUCGUCAACGCACAGAUUUUUGCCGCGGCGUGUUCUUGCUUGUCUGAACUUCCCAACAUGGCUACAUGUAGAUUAACGAUCACGUGGAGAUUGAAUAAUCAACGAUCACAAGGGAAUUGGACUCGAGCAUUAUCAGGGUAACGGUGCUUUUCUGCCGCUAAUAAAAAAUGCUGUGAUUAUUUUUGACAUCUUGUGUAACCAGAUUUUAUAUGUCAAGCUCAAUAAAGUUUUUACUUAUUUGCUAUCA
Anoplopoma fimbria (sablefish) is the source of this 1307-nucleotide messenger RNA. Its product is annotated as N-acylethanolamine-hydrolyzing acid amidase-like. Gene Ontology annotation, cellular component: lysosome. Gene Ontology annotation, molecular function: fatty acid amide hydrolase activity. Lineage: Eukaryota; Metazoa; Chordata; Actinopteri; Perciformes; Anoplopomatidae. The record is from RefSeq and is a predicted model, not a curated record. Gene Ontology annotation, biological process: fatty acid metabolic process.